GAUUCCCAUUAUCCCAUAGCUUUCUCUUUUUCCUCUCUCCCCACGGCCUCUCCUGUAAACCAACAUAAAGAAAAGUUGAAAGCCUUAGAUUACAAAGCAAUGGAGAAAUUUGAACAAGCAUCAGAAGAUAAAGCGAUGAAUAUUGUAGUUGCGGUGGAUGCGAGCCAAGAGAGUAUGCGUGCCUGUGAAUCUGUUGCUCACUCAUACAAAUUCUCAACAGAGCUAUAAAUUCACGCUGCUUCAUGUUCAGCCCCCUGUUUCUGUUACCUCUGGCCCUGCGUACAUUUUGAGCAGCGAGGUGUUUUAUCUUCUUGAAUGUGAGGAACUGAAGACUACCCACAAGAUAUUUAAGCAAGCUCUGGAUAUCUGCAAUCGUUACAAUGUGAGGGCGGAAACCCAUGUUGUGAUUGGGGAGCCAAAAGUCAAGAUCUGUGAAGCUGUUCAAAAGUUGGGAGCACAUUUUCUAGUGAUGGGUAGCCAUGGCCAUGGUCCUUUCAUCAGAGCAAUCAAGGGAAGCGUGAGUGAUUACUGCUCUAGAAAUGCUAUGUGUCCAGUGGUCGUUGUUAAUAAAAAGGCUUUCUGAUGAUAGAAAUGAAUAUUCUAUACCCAGCUUGCAGGUAAGGCUGUACUUCAUCAUACAUAUGCACUUGCAGAGGAGGUUUUGAGAAACAGAAGAGGAGACAGGAUUGGGGUUAUGAGAAUGCCACAUCGCUGCAUUUUUCCAUUCCUACGAACAUUAUGUGAUGAAUUGAGGAAUUUUAGUUAAUGAAAGCUAAUCCCUUUUCCGAUUAUCUUAUAGUCCUAGGCCAUAGGCCAUGCUUCAGAUCACAUUGAAUCUACAACAAACACUAAUGGCACUGCAAUUACAAUUUGCACCUAUCUAGUCUACCAACAAUUUGAAUGUCAAAUAGAUUAUGUCUUUCUCAUUUACGGUUUACUUCAGUCAUAUAAUAUGGUCAAAUUCUACAUUAUUGUGUCUAAACCUUCUAUAUUUUAGACCAAGAGCACUGAAUACCCUAUAAAUGUGUAUUCUUAA
Messenger RNA from Cryptomeria japonica (Japanese cedar), 1036 nucleotides. RefSeq lists its product as uncharacterized. The transcript is spliced from 3 exons. Bases 158 to 583 code for a protein of 141 amino acids. Lineage: Eukaryota; Viridiplantae; Streptophyta; Pinopsida; Cupressales; Cupressaceae. The record is from RefSeq and is a predicted model, not a curated record.